GGGCUCAUGAGCCCUACAAGCCCCCCCCGGGGAGGAUCACCGCUAGACCAAGGAAGAGGAGGAAGAAGACUGAAGAGCAGAGAGCUUCAACGGGAUACACCUCUCAGAAUCCUACAAGCCCCAAUCUUCUGGGAAUCUAUCGGUGCUCUUAGAGCUACUGGAGCUCUCUCUCCUCACCAUAUUCCUAGGGUUCGUUCCCUUCCUCUGUGAUCCGCGCAUUGGCAGAGGGGGUCUGGUCCGGUGGACGGCCGAGAUUCCUCUCGAUUCAACGUUCUUGGCCUUGUUCAUCACACUGUGAAGCUCCAGGUUGAUUGGCUGAGAGGAUCGUCAAUCCUCUUUCGAAUUUCACACUACCCUUUACUGUCAUGAGAGUGAAAUCGAAGCCUGUCUCUUCACUGAACCAGCAGAGCUUCAGCUGCUCGUCCUCACCUCGCACCCGGAAAAAGCACAAGCGACUCGAUGCCAUUUGUGAGAACACGUAUAAGGAAAACCAUGGAGGGUCCAGCGAAGGGACGGCGAAGGGCGGGGAUGCAAUAGAUGAUUCGGAUCUGCGCAGGAGCAAGAGGGCCCGGCGUGCCCCAGUGAUUCUGGAUGCCUCGCCUCCGCCCCCGAGGAAGCGGAGGAUACUCAAUAAGAUUGGGAAGGCGAGCUCUGGCAAGAAGGGGGAGUUUUUGUCUCCGCGUGGUGAGGCUAAUGAAGAGGACAACUUGGUGGAUGUGGAGGAGACUCCUGAGAGUUGGAAGUCCAGAUUGAGAACGCGGGGUAGGAGGCGAGUCAGUUUCCGGAGAGAAGAGAAAGUUGACUCUCCUCGAAGGAAAAGAAGGCUCUUUAGGGAUGUGAAUGAGGAGGAGAAGGAAGAGCAGGUGGCUGAGAGACAUAUUCUAGACGAUGAAAAGGGUGAGAGCGAUGAGGAUACGGCAAAAUUGGAAGUCGGUAGUUCAUUGCCAUUAGAAAAGAAAACAGCAGGGAAGGUCAAAGCUGCAGCUUUCCCGGGAAUUGAAGAGAAUGUGGGCAAAUUGAAACUUAGACGCCCAAUGCGCGGAAAGCGGAAAAGGGUUGGGAAGGUUAAGGCAAUGUUUGCUUUAGAAGAUGGGGAAAAGAAGGGUGUGGCGGACUCAGCUGAAGAGGUCGACAGUCUAGGGAAUGAAGUUAGAGGUCAAGAAGAUAGCUCCAGGGGAGAUUUGCCUGCAGAAACAGACUUUUGCAUUGGAAAGGAGGACGGGAUUAUCAAUAUUAAGGAGACUGUGUUAGCUCAGGAAAUGGAGGAAAAGGAGGAAAUGGUGCUUGAUACUGCUUCUGCUGAGGUGGGGUCUAGCGAUGAUGGUGGGGCUGCAACUGAGCAUGCUGAAGAGAUUAUGGAAAGAGUGGAGGAUGGCACUGGUGGGCUUAGUGGAACUCAUGACAAACAAGGUGAUGACGAGCUAGAAGGAGAAUCUCAUGAUAGAGAGAAUGUUGACAUGACUGAGCUCAAUGAGGAGCCUGCCAAGCUCGAUGAGGAGCCUGUUGAAAGCAGACAGGGUAAGAAGGUUGAUGAGAAAAUUCAAAGUUCUGCUAAUACAAUGGGGUUGUCAAGCAUUAAAGGGGGCAGACGGUGUGGGCUAUGUGGGGGAGGCACCGAUGGUAAGCCUCCAAAGAAGUUAAUGAGUGAAACUGCAGACAGCGAGAAUGAGGCAUACAAUUGCUCAUCUCCUUCAGAAGAACCCAAUUACGACAUAUUGGAUGGUUUUGGCGAUGGGCCUGAUUGGCUUGGACGACUUUUAGGCCCUGUAAAUGAUCGUUAUGGUAUUGCUGGAAUCUGGGUUCACCAAAAUUGUGCUGUAUGGAGUCCAGAGGUAUACUUUGCUGGUCUGGGAUGCUUGAAAAAUGUGAGGGCUGCACUUUGCCGAGGAAGAGCAUUGAAGUGCACUCGCUGUGGCAGGCCUGGAGCUACAAUUGGAUGCCGUGUUGAUCGCUGUCCAAAAACUUACCACCUGCCCUGUGCUCGAGCAAAUGGUUGUAUCUUUGAUCAUCGGAAGUUCCUCAUAGCUUGCACAGAUCACCGUCAUUUUUUCCAACCUCAUGGAGUUAAGAAUUCCAACUGGUUGAAGAGAAUGAGAGCCAAGAAAGUGAAGUUGGAAUACCGGAAGUUGUCAAAUGAUGUCUCCCGGAAGGACAUCGAAGCCGAAGAAAAAUGGUUGGAGAACUGUGGGGAGGAUGAAGAGUUCUUAAAAAGAGAGAGCAGGAGACUUCAUCGAGACCUGUUAAGAAUCUCACCUGUUUACAUUGGGGGCGGCAGCACUGAUGAUGGUAAUAUGUUUGAAGGUUGGGAAUCUGUUGCUGGGCUUCAGGAUGUCAUCAGAUGCAUGAAAGAGGUUGUCAUUUUACCUCUCCUUUAUCCCGAGUUUUUUGAUAAUUUGGGUCUUACACCUCCGAGAGGAGUUCUUUUGCACGGUUAUCCUGGGACAGGUAAAACUCUAGUAGUCCGUGCAUUGAUUGGUGCAUGUGCUCGUGGUGAUAAAAGGAUCGCCUAUUUUGCUCGGAAAGGAGCAGACUGCUUAGGAAAGUAUGUUGGAGAUGCAGAGCGUCAGCUCAGGCUCUUAUUUCAGGUUGCUGAGAAAUGUCAACCAUCGAUAAUAUUCUUCGAUGAAAUAGAUGGGUUGGCACCUCGUAGAACAAAGCAGCAGGAUCAAACUCAUAGUUCAGUUGUGUCCACAUUGCUCACUUUGUUAGAUGGUCUAAAAUCUCGUGGUUCAGUUGUUGUGAUUGGUGCAACCAAUCGUCCCGAUGCUGUUGAUCCAGCACUAAGGCGCCCUGGGAGAUUUGAUAGAGAAAUUUAUUUCCCACUGCCAUCUUUGGAGGAUAGAGCUGAAAUUUUGUCACUUCAUACCAAGAAAUGGCCGAAACCAGUUUCAGGUUCCUUGCUCAAGUUUAUUGCCAGAAAAACUGCUGGUUUUGCUGGAGCUGAUCUACAGGCUCUUUGUACGCAGGCUGUUAUAAUUGCUCUGAAAAGAAACUUCCCUCUGCAAGAAAUUUUGUCCACUGCAGGAAAGAAUUCUUCAGGUGGUGAACGUGUUUCUCUUCCUUCAGUCAUGGUGGAGGAAAGAGAUUGGUUGGAGGCUCUAUCAUGUUCUUCACCCCCUUGUUCUCGCAGAGAAGCAGGAAUAGCUGCAAAUGAUAUAGUCUCUUCUCCCCUUCCAACCCACCUUUAUCCUUGCUUUUUGGAACCUCUUUCUCUGUUUCUUGUUUCCCUUCACCUGCAUGAAAAUCUCUGUUUGCCUCCUCCUCUUUCUAGAGCUGCAUCAAGGGUUAAAAGUGUCAUCUUCUCUGCAAUGGAGAAGAGGCAAUGGCCUGUUGACCGUUGGCGGACUCAUCUGCAUGAUUUCAUUCAGGAUUCAAAAUUUGUGAAGGAUAUUGAAAGAGGACUUUUAUCAACUGGUCUUUUGAAUGGGGAGUCUAGCUCUGUUGAGAAUGAUGCUUUUGGUCAUGAUUCCGAGUACAACUUUCUCCAAUCAGUACCCUCUCUAACUUUGAAUCGGGGAACUCGCUCCUUUACAUCACGAAAUACAUCUUUUGCAUUGAGAAGAAAUUCGGGAUAUCGGUUGUUAAUAUCUGGAAGCCCUGGAUCAGGUCAGAGGCAUCUUGCUUCUUGCCUACUUCACUGUUAUAUCGGGAAUGUUGAAGUCCAAAAGAUAGAUUUGGCUACAGUUUCACAAGAAGGGCAUGGAGAUGCUGUGCAAGGGAUAACUCAGAUCUUGAUGAAAUGUGCCAGUGCUGGUUCAAGUGUUGUAUUUAUGCCAAGAAUUGAUUUGUGGGCUGUAGAGACACAUUGUGAUGUCACCAAUGAAGAUGAUGUCACCAAUGAAGAAGGUAGAUCUAAAAAUAUGGAAAUGGAGACUGAUGUGCGAGAAAGUCACUCAGAAGAAAUGGCAGGAAACAAAGGUCUUGAGCAAAGUACAUCUCAGGCUUGGAACUCUUUCAUUGAGCAGGCGGAAUCAAUCUGUGUGAAUACAUCCCUCAUCGUUUUGGCUACCUCUGAGAUUGCUGUUGCAGAACUUCCUUAUCGAAUAAGGCAGUUUUUUAGAGGUGAUGUACAAAGAAGAUGUCAAUCCUCUCAUUCGGAGAAUGCGUUGCCAAGAUUCUCCAUAAAUCUUGGCGUUGAUAUUGAUUUUGAUAUGGUGAUAAAACGGUCUGUAGCAAAAUUGUCAAGUAAUAUGGUUGAGCAUUUCGUUCAGUUGGUUCAUCAAAAAACUCUCCUCCAUGCAACUUCCAAAUAUGGAAAUUCUGAUUGUUCCACAAAACACAUUCCAAAUGGUGGAUUAGCUGGUGAGGGAGAAUUGGAUCCUAUAGCACAGCGCUCUGAUGAUUCUUCAGUGAAAGCAUCUCAAAUUGCUAACAAAAGAAACUUGAAGGGGAAAUCGAGUUUGAUGUUAGCGAUAUCAGCAUUUGGGUAUCAAAUACUACGGUACCCUCAUUUUGCUGAGCUCUGUUGGGUUAGUUCAAAGCUAAAAGAAGGACCAGUUGCGGAUAUCAGGGGGCCAUGGAAGGGAUGGCCCUUCAACUCUUGCAUCAUUCGUCCUUAUGGUGCAACAGAGGAAACAGUCAUUGCUUCUAGCCCGGGGAACGUGAAAAGUGAAGAAAAGUAUGGUUUGGUUAGAGGCUUGGUGGCCAUUGGUUUAUCAGCCUACAGAGGCAUAUAUGAAUCAGCCAAAGAAGUCUCCUUCGAGAUACGGCAGGUUCUUGAGAUCUUAGUUGGACAGAUUAGUAUGAAAAUUCAAGCUGGGAAAGAUAUGUAUGACUAUUUUCGAAUCCUUUCACAGGUUUCAUAUCUAGAAGACUUGGUCAAUAGCUGGGCAUAUUCACUGCAGAGUCUAGAGUCGGAUGCCCAAGUGACCAUUUCAAAGGCAACGCCCACACUUACUACUGUCUCUGCACCUAACCAAAACACAAACCAUGAUAUGCUUCAAACUGAAGAACUGGAGCCACAUGUUUCUGGCAAGGUCGCUUCAGAGGAAGAGGUGGUGAAAGGAAAUGGUCCAGGAGCUGGAGUUGAGAAUCUUGACAUUCCCGACUUAAACAAAGAAAAUGGCGAUUGUGUGCGAUCUGGUUCUUUAGAGAGGCUUGGAACUUUAGAUGGUGGCCAUCAGAUUUUGGGAAAUUCUGCUGUUGCUGAACAUCCGCUCAGUCCUGUUGCUGCUGGUAAGUUGGUCGGUGAUAAUGGAAAAGAUGCACCUUGCCCUGAUGCCGAGCCUUCUGGUGCUUAUCCUGCAAAGGCACUAGAUACUAUGGGGAUCCUUCCAAAGGAUGGUCCUUGCACUUCAGGUUCAUUGAAAGAGAUGGAAAUAAUUUCUACUAGUUGUGCAGCCAGCUCUAACAAAGAUGAUAUAGUGGGGAACAAUCCCAGUAGUGCCACUGACUCUGGAGACAAAUGUUUCUACCGCUGCUGCUCGGAAUGCCUUUCUUCUCUCCACGAUUUGAUGCGGAAGCUCCUUCUUGGGAAAUGGGGUUUGAACAGGAACGAAUGGACAGUUGAAGAUAUUCACGAUGCUGUUGCUUCUUUAUCUGUGGAUCUCUUUUCAGAACUGAGGAAGGGCUGUUUCAUCAGUAAUAGCAGCAACUUGUUUGGUGAAACCGACGAUGGGUCUCUUGACUCGAAAGGGUGCAGUUGCAGUAGUUUGGCAUCUAAUCCAAAUUUUCCAGUGGAGUGUACAUGUCACUCUGUUGAUGGACACAGGGAUGCAGAAGGAAGCGGCUCCAGGGAAGGCCAAUGUGGUUUGAAUGUUGAAUUCAUUGUCAGAAACGGCGUCCUGGAGCCCGGGGAUACUGGCAAGGAUGUCGAUUUUCAGUGCAAGUUUGAGCGCCUGUGCUUGUGUUCUCUCACAAAGUUGGCAGUAUUUACCAAGCCGAAGAACUCGGACACACUUUAAGUAGUCAAAAUAUCGUUCAGAGUUUCGGAACAUUUUUGUCCAUGUAAAUAUCAUAUUAAAGCUGUUCCUUUGUCGACGCUAUCAGAAUUGUAAAUAUGCUGUCAGUUGUUUGUUCUUAA
This is a messenger RNA of Punica granatum (pomegranate), 6022 nucleotides long. The record is from RefSeq and is a predicted model, not a curated record. Lineage: Eukaryota; Viridiplantae; Streptophyta; Magnoliopsida; Myrtales; Lythraceae.